This is a messenger RNA of Metopolophium dirhodum (rose-grain aphid), 2720 nucleotides long. Its product is annotated as protein pygopus-like. The transcript is spliced from 3 exons. Bases 671 to 2167 code for a protein of 498 amino acids. The record is from RefSeq and is a predicted model, not a curated record. NCBI's taxonomy places the organism in Eukaryota, Metazoa, Arthropoda, Insecta, Hemiptera, Aphididae.
GUACGCGUACUCGAUCGCAAUAAACCAUUAUUAUUAUUAUUAUUUAUCGUCAGGUAGGUGACUCGAGUGGCGUGUUUCGCUCUCGCUGCAGUUUGACGGCGAUCGUCGUCGCCGAGUCGUUGUUCGCGUACAUCCGUUAUUAUAAAUCGUAAUAAUAAUAAACAAUCGCGCGGGUUUAUGCGAUAAUAAUAAUAUUGUACAUAUUUUAAUUACCUAUACUAUAUUAUUAUAAUUCAGUCGUCGUGUUCGUGCUCGUCAUAAUAUCGUUACUGUCGGUAUUAUUAUUAUUAUUUUACACGGUCGUUUUCUCGUCGGCCCGCGUACAAUAUUAUGAUGUCAUUUUUAUUGUUGUGAAAGUUCACUCUACGCGAAAUCCGCCACCGCCACUGUGCCGAUCGCGGGUUACCGGCAUCGCGAGCAGGCGGUGGUCGGGUGGGCGACGCCGGACCGUAGGCGUGCGCUUUUUUUCUAAUUUUUUCGCGGCACCGGACCGACCUCCGUCGCCUCCGUCGACCACACCGGUUUUGGCACUCUCCGGCGUCCGACCACCGGACGAUUUCUCGUUAAAGUUACCAACUGUCUGCCAACGUCUUUUACAAGUUAAAACUGUCGUUUCAAGCAGCGAAGACAUACGAAAAUCCCUCGAAAAAAAACUCCAGGACCAUCAGCGAUGGCGGUCUCGAAGUGUGUCGUCGCCCUGCUGUGGUGUUGCUGUGGGUUCGCGGCGGCUUUGUCGAACGAUAAAAACACUACCAGAGGAGUGGACGAGUUCUUGACGUCCUUGACGGAAAUGAUCGGAACCGUUUUGAACACCGACGCCAGAUAUUCGAGUGUACUCGGGGAUGAAUCUCAGUCGGUUUUGGGUCAGCCCAACCGUCCACCCGCAGCUGAUUACUUCGAUACCGGUCGACCACCCUUUCUAGAGAGGCCCCAAGGUAGCAGGCCGUAUCCUCCACCGUACUCGGAAAACGGCGGACCGUAUCCUCCACCGUACCCUGGAAACGGUGGACCGUAUCCUCCACCGCCAUUCCGCCCCAAUGGGCUCCGUCCCGGUGGUCCAGGUGGCGGCUACCUGCAGCAGAACUCCGUCGUUCAGGCGCUGAGUUCCAUAUCGGAACACGACGACCUGAGGUGCGUGCCCAGACUACUGUGUGAGGUGUCGUCCGGCACCAGGCCCGGUUACAACCAGCAAUCGGGUUACUACCAGCAACAACAACAGCAAUCCUCCAUACCAUUCCUCACCAAAGACGCUCUGAUCACAUUGCUGACCGUGUUGAACUUCGUGGACGACUCGCCACUGCUCAUGUUCGGCCGAGCCGCUUUGUUGGGGUACAACGCCCGGGGAGAUUCCAAGUAUUGCACGACCGCGUAUCCGACCUGCCCCAGGGACCCCGACCAGCUGAUCAACUACCUGAACAACCACAACGGCGGUUUCUUCCGGUUCUUCAACCAACAACUACCGCAGUACGCUCCCCAGUACGCCCCCUACCAACAGCCCCCGUACCCGCAACGUCCUCCGUACCCACAACAGCCUCCGUACCCGGAACAACCUCCAUAUCCGCAAAGGCCUCCGUACUCGCAACGGCCUCCGUACCCGGAUCAGCAACAGAACUACGCUCCCCAAUACCCGAGGCCGCAACAGAACUUUGGCUACGGGUACAAGUCCCGAGUCGACGACCAACAGAACCCGAGAAUACUUAGCGGGUCGCCGGGCCAGUACUACGACGUGCCUUCGGUUAACGACUUGCAACUGGACGGUCCCAGGCCGGCGCCGAUGAAGUUUCCGUCGGCGAUCGAUCACGGCGGUGCCUCGAAUUCGGUCUCGCAGUUCGCUUUCCCGUCCGAACACACCGGCGGCGGUGGAGGCGGCAGUGGAGGUGGAAGCGUUGGGAGUGGCAACCGGCAGGCGAAAAGGGUGAAAAUGAUUUUCCCUGACAGAACCGGCACUGGCGGACUCAGGGCCGACGUGGACAAGUACGGCAACUAUAAGGGCGUGUAUUACGCCGACGGUGCGAUCAAGUUCGUCGACGACGCCACCGCGAGCGGCGGUCGACCGUCGACCAUCAGACUUCCACAGCGGCGGCCGUCCGAAGACUUCGACGUGCUCGGCAACAGGUUGCCCUACCAGAGGCGGCUCAAGUUUCAGUUCCCCAGGACUUCGGAGUGAUGCGGCGGUAUAAAGGUGGUUCAAUACAGGGGCACCUCCCCGUUGCCAACAGUGUUUAACCACUAUUUAAUAUUUAUACGAAAAACAAUUAUUUAUUUAAGUACAUUAUUAAUUACCUAAUGUAUUGUACAAUUUUACAAGGACGAUAAAUUAUUAUUAGGUAUACAGUUAAUAUAAUACAAAAAAAUCGGUUAACGCGAUAGUGAAUUUCAUACUCAUAGUAUUGGUAAUGUAUGCUUAUAGUGACUUCCGUCUCCUUUGUCAUAUAUGCAGACGGUAGACCCUCAUUUUCUGAACGCUUUCUAUUUAAAUAUCUCACGAAUAGUUCGUUAUUGUAAAUAAUAUUAAUAUUAUAUUACGAUUAUUCAUUACACUUACCUAUCUUCAUUUGUGGAGAAAGCUACACACCCUUUGCCCACGCACUGGUCCCUUAUAGUAAUUUAUUUAAGUAUUGUGGUAUUAUAAUAGCCUUUUUUUAUCCAUGCUACCAACCCUUUGAACUAUUAUGUUAACACUCGCCACGUAUAAUAUACGACAAUGUUCGUUGCUCAUU